UGAAACAAGAAUUUCACUGCAAAGUGAAGAGAGUCCGUGGUGGAGUAACAGAAUACUUCUUUUACUAUAGUGAAACUCCACUUUAUGAUUUCAGCUGAACAAUGAACGUAUUUCCAGAUAAAAUCUUCACUGUUGUGUGAGGGAACCAGUGGAUUACCAGCACUUACUGAAUUGAUAACAAGGAACAUCUGAGCGUGAUGGUGCUGGGUGUGAGGAUGGGACAGAUUUCACCCUGUGUGCUCGGGUUGUUCUUGCUGAUCACUCUCCUCUACUCUGGACAUGCUGAAGAUGCUGUACUGACCCUUGAGCCCAACUGGUCCACUUUCUUCACUGGAGAAUCUGUUACCUUAAUAUGUGACACGCAGGAAAGAGAGGAAACAGACUGGGAAUACCAAAUCAAGAAGGAUAGCUGGGAAUUUGUUCAGUACAAUUCCUAUAAACGCUACACAUUACAUCUCUGGACAGGCUACAGUAGUGAAUACCAGUGCUUUGCUCGCCACAGGCGCACAUAUGAAAUAAAACGCAGUAACAUCAUGUCUUUGACUGUAUCAGAUAAACCCAAGGCCACACUGCUGCCAGGCACAACAACCAUACCAGCAGGAGGCAGCGUGACACUGACCUGCUCUGUGGACGGCUCUGCUGAAUGGAAAUAUUACUGGUCCAGACAAACCUCAGGGUCUUAUGAAGAUCUGACCAUGAGAUAUGGUGAUCAAAACAGAGAGCUCAAUAUCUCACAAGGAGGCAAAUACUGGUGCACCGGAGGUCGAGGAAAUCCAGUCUUCUACACUCAUGCAAGUGAUGUGGUCCCCAUUAAGAUAACGUUUUCCAAUAAGGUCACUUUGACUCUGCAACCCAGCUGGCGUCAGAUUUUCAGUGGUGAGACGAUCACUCUCAGGUGUGAGAUCGAGGGAGGAGGAGACGUUCAGUGGGAGUAUGAAUGGAGAACACCCGUGUCGAGCACACGAUGGACAUACGUUAAUUACUGGAGCAUCAGUGCGUCUCCGUCCUACAGCGGGAGCUACACGUGUAGGGGUGCACACAGAGGGGACCAGGACUCUUCAACAGAGUGGAGUAAAGGCAUCACAAUAACAGUAUCACAUAAACCCCGGCCUGUCCUCACUGUGUCUCCAUCAUGGCUGAGUCCUGGAGCCUCAGUAACUCUGAAGUGUGAGGUUGAACUUCCAUCUGCAGGAUGGAGGUUCUACUGGUACAAGGCUGUUCCUGAUGGAUCACAGCGCUCCUACAGCUAUGAGCUGCUCCCUGGUAACAGCAGUGGGACUGAACAGGAUUCCUAUAUCGUCCAUGGUCAGACACACACAGCAGGAUAUGUGUGUAAGGCUGGAAGAGGAGACCCAGUGAUUUACACUGAGACUAGUGAACUAAAGUUUGUCUGGUCUGGAGAUGUUCGUCCAUCAGCGUCUCUCACAGUGAGUCCUGACAGAGUGCAGCACUUCACCUCUGACUCUGUCUCACUGAGCUGUGAGGGAAACUCUACUGAGUGGAGAGUGAUGAGGUUUGCUGAGGGUGACUACCUGUCCUGCUCUGACUGGGGGAGAAUGACUGGAUCAAUAUGCAACAUUCAUAGUUUACAGUACGCUGAUGCAGUGUACUGGUGUGAGUCUGGAUCUGGAGAGUUCAGCAAUGCAGUCAACAUGACUGCAGAUACUGGUAUUAUCCUGGUGAGUCCUGUCCAUCCUGUGGCUGAGGGAGCAUCUGUCACCCUCAGCUGCAAGCUGCGGCCGGAAAAUGUCCUUUCUAAUGUGAUUUUCUAUAAAAAUGACAAACUCAUCCAAAACGACACCAGACGGGAGCUGACCAUCCCUGCAGUGUCAAGGUCACAUGAAGGCUUUUAUAAAUGUAAAGGAGAAACUUCACUGCGGACAUUGCGGAGCGGGGCGUCACUGGAGAGUUGGAUGUCAGUGAAAUCAGUGUCCGGACCUGAAGACUCUUGGUUUCCUGUGCCGCUGAUCGUUGGGUUGGUUUGUGGACUUUUACUGAUCGUUCUCCUGCUGCUGCUUUUUCGCUACAGAAAGACAAAAAAUUCAUGCUUUAUCAGGUCUCAGAGCACCAAUCAGAGCUCUGCUACAGACCACAUGAUGAAACAGGAUGAAACCCAGUGUAGGAAAUACACUUCUCCUCUCCAUGAUGAAUCCAGGGAUGUCACAUAUUCUGUAAUUGAGCUUGAAAACGUCGCUAAAAACAAUGACAAACUCAUGUAUGCCCAGUUGGUCUUCCACAAAAAAGGAAGAUCAGCUCCUGCAGCAGCUGAUAAAACAGUUUAUUCUGAAAUCAAAGUUGGACCAACUCAUGAUCAAUAAAGAGAUCGACAAAACCGCUGGAAUGUGUGACAACAUGAAAACGACAUCUUUAUUUAGGAAAUAUUUUCAGCUUUUAUGUACUGAAACCCUUCUGUGCAACUCUGCUAUCAAAAUAUAAAACUUUCAUUUGUACAGGUUAUGUAAUGGCAAAGACAUAAUAUGAACUUAAUCCAUUUUUCUUGGUGAAAAGACAACAUAUAAUUUAAUAUAAUAUAAUAUAAUAUAAUAUAAUAUAAUAUAAUAUAAUAUCCAAAACAUUGCGUGGACAUUGCGUGGACAUCGGGGGCAGUGUCUCUGGAGUGGCAAACCGGGUGGUGGUCCCCAUCUUUAAGAGGGGUGACCAGAGGGUGGAAUUACACUCCUCAGCCUCCCCGGUAAGGUCUAUGCCAGGGUACUGGAAAAGAGGGUCGAACCUCAGAUUGAGGAGGAGCGAUGUGGUUUCGUCCUGGACGUGGAACUGUGGACCAGCUCUUUACCCACGCUAGGGUGCAGGAGGGAGCAUGGGAAUUUGCCAAUCCAGUCCACAUGUGUUUUGUGGAUUUGGAGAAAGCUUACGACCGUGUCCCCAGGGGCUCCCUGUGGGGGGCGCUCCGGGAGUAUGGGGUGGAUGGCCCCUUGUUAGCAGCCAUCAAGUCCCUGUACCAAAGGAGUGUGAGUCUGGUUCGCGUAGCCGGCAGUAAGUCGGACCUGUUCCCGAUGAGGGUUGGACUCCGUCAGGGCUGCCGUUUGUCACCGGUUCUGUUCAUAACUUUUAUGGACAGAAUUUCUAGGCGCAGCCGGGUGGUGGACAGGUUUGGGUUCAGUGGCGGGAGGAUCUCGUCUCUGCUUUUUGAGGAUGAUGUGGUCCUCUUAGCUUCAUUCAGCACCGACCUUCAGCUCUCGCUUGGGCGGUUCGCAGCCACGUGUGAUGCGGCUGGAAUGAAGAUCAGCACCUCCAAGUCUGAGACCAUGGUUCUCAGCCGGAAACGGGUGAAUUGCCCGCUCCGGGUCGGGGGGGGGGGUCCUUCCUCAGGUGGAGGAGUUUAAGUAUCUCGGGAUCCUGUUCUGGACCUCUUUGUUGAGGCUGCUGCCUCCGCGACCCCGAUCUGGAUUAGUGGGAGACAACGAGUACGAGUAAUAUAAUAUGCCCUUUUAAUAUCUAUGCACUGUAUGUUGUCACUUAAAGUUUUAAAUCUGUUUAUAACAUUUAAUUUAUUGUAUGCGAUAAACUCUUAUCCGACAUCACAUCCUGUUUUCUUCGUCUUCCUAAAAAUGAAUCGCUAGGUACUACAUGCAGGUUUUUUCACCUGGAUGUUCAGGUGGAAGUUCAGUUGAUCCUUUAUGCAUCAAUAAAUAUUUGUUCCAGCACAGUUUCACAAUGAUCAUUGAGACUUAAGACCAAAACACAGGUUACCUUUCCAGACUGUACAUAGGCUACUGUGCACAGUGUUUGUUGGGAGAUGUUACUAUGACUGUUUCUUUAUCACUAUAAUGAAUUUUGAGAAUGUUUGCUUAUUUUUUAUUUUGGAUUUGAACCCGCCUCUUGACGGCAUUUAGAUGAAGCUUGAAGGUUGAGGUUGAACAUCCAUCUGCAGGAUGGAGGUUCUACUGGUACAAGGUUGUUCAUGAUGGAUCAUACCACUACUACAACUAUGACCUGCUCCCUGGAAGCAGCAGUGGGACUGAUCUAACGGACAAUACCAAUUAUGAUUACGGAUAUGACCAGAGAAUUUUUAGCACAUGGUCAGAUAUACAUGACUCCUACAGCUAUGAGCUGCUCCCUGGAAGCAGCAGUGGGACUGAACAGGAUUCCUACAUCGUCCAUGGUUAGACACACACAGCAGGAUAUGUGUGUAUAGCUGGAAGAGGAGACCCAGUGAUUUACACUAUGUAUAGUGAACCAAAGUUUGUCUGGUCUGCAGGUGAGUUUGGCUUUUAAUUUCUUUCUUUAAAGAAGCAGAUGUUUUGUCACCGAGUCAGUCUGUUCAGCUGUUUGACUGUGAUCAAGUUAUGUUGAGGACAAUGACGCCAUCACCAGUCCAAACAUGUAGUUUCCAACUCACUCAGUGAUUUUAACAUAUACUUGAUGAGGCUGAUUUUCUUUUACAUCAGCGUAGCCCCUGAACCCCCUGUCAUACUGACACAGGAUUUGUGUGAAUAUUGAAGACUAUGAAGAACAUGAACUUCCCCCUAUCUUUAUUUCCUUCUGUUCUUACAUCUUUCUUUCUUCAUUUGUCCCUAAAUCGCCAAACUAGAGAUGAAAUCAUAACAGAAAUUGUUUGAACUCAUAUCUUUUCCAGAUGUUCAUCCAUCAGUCUCUCUCAGUGAGUCCUGACACUUACAACCCCAGUAAUGCAGUGUACUGGUGUGAAUCUGAAUCAGGAGAGUUCAGCAAUGCAGUCAACAUCACUGUACAUGAUAAAGGUGUUAUCCUGGUGAGCCCUGCCCAUCCUGUGACCGAGGGGGGUCUGUUACUCUUGGCUGCAAAUUACAGAAAUUAAAGAGGGCGCGGUAUCCGUCCCGCAUGGUUUUCUAUCACAGUGACAAAAUCAUCCAAGACGACACCAGGGUGAAACUGAAUAUCAGUGCGGUGUCAAAGUCGGAUGAAGACUUCUACAGGUGUGAAUAUUCGGGAGAAAAAUCACAGCAGAGUUGGAUGUCGGUAAAAUUGUCAGGACCUUUAUUUCUUCUGUCGUUGCUCAUUGGGCUGGUUUGUGGAGUCGUACUCAUUAUUCUCCUGCUCCUGUGUUGCUAUAGGAAACCCAAGGAUCUCUAAAGAAAUACAAAAUCAACAAAAACCAAAUAAGGAUGGAUGCCACUAUGGAAGACUACAUUCUCGUGUGGACCAUACGUGCAGCUUUUAUAUAACCAAUAUGUGCAACUCUGCUCUUCAAAUGUCAAAAUUCUCAUUAUUUUAUACAGUGAAUAAGCAGAUUAUGUAAAAAAAAAAAAAAAAAAGUGUUUCUGCAUACCAUUUAUCUUUUAGUACAUUUAUUUUGCCGCUAUCUUUUAAAGCUUUUAUAGGAAGCUUUGAAUGCAUGACAGUUUGAGGUGACAGAGUCUCAGCACUCUGCUGAUUGUGCAGCCUCAAAGACACCCUUUGUUUUUGUAUUAAAUGACCAAUGCUGGAUCCCUGAUAUCCACAACUCAUUUUUCAAUGAGUAAUGAUCUGUCAUCAAAGAACAGAUGAAAGUCUUCCUGCGUGUCUUCUAAAAUCAAUCAAUAGGGUAUUGCAUGUCAUUUUUUCAGCUGUUCCUUUUGUGUUCUUUAAAGCUUCUUGGGAGCAAUAAAUGUCAAAAACGGUCAGCUCCUUGUUUUAUUUAUUUAUUGCUUUCAUGUAAUUCUUCAUGUAAUCCUCUCCGCACAGUUGGGUGUCCCAUAGUUCACAGGUGCACUGCUGGAAAAAUUCAAACAAAUGGACAGUGACAGAAAACCAGAAAAGUCCUCGAAAAACAAAAAUCUUUGGUGCUUUUUCAACGCUGAAUGUUUUACCCCAAUUUUAUGCUACAAACUACAAUAUUAUAUUAUCUGUUCUACUUAUCUUUACACUACACUGUGUUGCAGUUAUUUGAGAAAACUUAAUUCUCUACACUGUCCAAACAGGACAGUGUAGAGAAUUGAGUUUUGUUUUGUUUAAAGAAUCAAUUUAUAUUUAGAUUGAAAUGAACUUUUGUCUGUGUGUUCAAAGCAGAAGUCAGUUUUCACCUUAGUGUGGGAACUGGAGGCUUUUCUCUGCUCACUGCUCGCCACCUUUCCAAGAUCACAUUCACCACUGAUGUAAAUUUAAAUGCAGUUUUCUUAAUAUUUUGCGAAACAUAGUUUUGAUGCUUCAGUGAUGUCCCUCACUCGUAAGUCUCUUUGGAUA
Seriola aureovittata is the source of this 6162-nucleotide messenger RNA. RefSeq lists its product as uncharacterized. The transcript is spliced from 19 exons. Lineage: Eukaryota; Metazoa; Chordata; Actinopteri; Carangiformes; Carangidae. Gene Ontology annotation, biological process: cell surface receptor signaling pathway. Bases 198 to 2318 code for a protein of 706 amino acids. The record is from RefSeq and is a predicted model, not a curated record. Gene Ontology annotation, molecular function: transmembrane signaling receptor activity.